UUAUUUUCUAGUUUAUUAAAAGUUUAGCGUAUUGAUCUUGUGAUUAAGACCUAAGAAUUAUAUUUUGAAAAUGAUUUUGUUUUGAAUAACUUCAUCUAAAAACAGAAAAAUGUUUGAAAGUCCUGAUACUCUGGAAGAACUUUGCUUAGAGGCAUUAUGUGAGAAUAUUUUGACAUAUAUAGAGCCUGCAGAAACAGUGGAAGACGAGGAGAGUGAUCAUUGGGGUGAAGUUACAGUGUACAAAUUUAAAGAUCCUGAGAUCUUCCUCAUUAGAGAAGUAUCUGAAAAAUUGCUCAAAAAGUUCGUGGAGAAAAGACUGUUAUGUGAUUCACUUUUACAAAUUUUCACCCAAUUGAAUACAAAAUUAAAAACCAUUAGGUUAAAGAGAUCCAAGAUAACCAAGGCUGGCUUAAAAAUAAUAAAAGAACAUAAAAUUGUUCAAUUAGAGUGUGUAGAUAUGCCAAAAAUUGGAAUUGGUGAUAUUUUAGAUUGUUUAAAUGAGUGGUCAGUAGAAAAUAUGUCCAGUGUAAAUUUUGCAAAAUGUAGCUUUAUUGACGAUAUAUCUAGAUAUAAUUUUAUGGUAAGAAUAUUACAUUUAGUCAAUCUAACGAGACUUAAUUUGGCCUACACGGAACUAAAUCAAAAGGUAUUCGAGUAUAUAUGUGAAGAUUUAAAACAUUUACAAAACUUGGAUAUCUCUGGAACCCAAGUAACUGAUCUCAGGCCUUUGACGCAACGCUCGGCGAAACUACAGAGCUUGUCUAUAUGUGAUUUAUCCUGUGCCGAUCAUGUUGCAGAUACUCUACAGAAAAUGCACCUUCUACGACAUUUAGACAUUAGUUUUUUUAACGACAAAAUCGACAACAAUGUAAAUCACCUAGACAUCUUACCAAAACUAGAAGAUCCAAAUGUCUUACCAGAAAUCAUGUUACUAGAUGUAUCUGGAUGGAAACAUUUCAUUUGCAGACAGUUUUUACUAAAAUUUAUCGAAACGCAUCCGAAAUUACAUGUAAUAGGUAUUGUUCUUUGUUCUAUUACAUUUGAUCCUGUUUUCUCCGACAUGGGUGAUAUAGAGUAUCCUAAAAAUUUGAUCAUCGCAGGUUUGGGAAACGAGGAACAGAUUAAAGUGACUUUAACUAAAUAUAAAGACAAGUAA
Molecule: messenger RNA, 1156 nt
Organism: Diabrotica balteata
Lineage: Eukaryota; Metazoa; Arthropoda; Insecta; Coleoptera; Chrysomelidae
Source: the annotation of a GenBank genome assembly